AUGGCGGACGCUUUUGUCGGCCUCGUCAUAGAUCCUGUUUGGAUUGUUAUCAGAUGUUGGAUUCAGCCAGAAGUUUAUAGCAAUUUUUUUCUGAUUUUUAUAAUGUUGUGGACUCAUACGACCGCAGCCACUACUUUGAACUCGUGCUGUGUUUCAAUCGACUGUUUUAUUGCGAUUCGGUUUCCUUUUCGGUAUCAGGACAUUUUAACCAAGAGGAGAUGCUAUGAAGUAAUUAUUUUGGUGUGGUUUAUCUCAUUGAGUCUUUCUUUUCUGAUUUUCUUAAAAGAGAGACUGAAGAAAUUAGAACUUUUUGUGUUCAUUGCUAUUACAAUGUGCUUAGUUCCAUUAUUAGUGGUCUGCUUUUGCUAUAUACUCAUUUUCAAAUUAGCCAGAAAACAGUUUAGGAGAAUUUUAUAA
Molecule: messenger RNA, 417 nt
Organism: Pocillopora meandrina
Lineage: Eukaryota; Metazoa; Cnidaria; Anthozoa; Scleractinia; Pocilloporidae
Source: the annotation of a GenBank genome assembly